UGCUCGCUGCUGUUCGUGCAGUGGUGCUUGAAGCCUGAAUACACACACACAUUCAUACACAGACACACACACACACACAUAGUUGUCCGCACAAAACAGGCUUAGAAAUAAUACACCCAAACAUCAUAUUCCAGGACUUCUCUAGGAAAGGCCGAAGGAGACCCAAAUAAGGUGGGCUCUCUGCUACCUGUUUGCCCUGGUAACGUGUUGCCAUGCCCUUUCCUUUCGGUAAGUCUCACAAGUGUCCAGCGGACAUUGUGAAGAAUCUAAAAGACAACAUGACCAUUCUGGAGAAGCAGGACAUUUCAGACAAGAAGGCUGAGAAGGCCUCUGAAGAGGUGUCCAAAUCUCUGCUGGCCAUGAAGGAGAUUCUCUACGGAACGAAUGAGAAGGAGCCGCAGACAGAAGCCGUGGCUCAGCUCGCUCAGGAGCUCUACAACAGCGGCCUGCUCAGCACCCUCGUCGCAGAUCUGCAGCUCAUCGACUUUGAGGGUAAGAAAGAUGUGGCACAGAUCUUUAAUAAUAUUCUGAGACGUCAGAUCGGCACACGGACACCUACAGUCGAAUACCUGUGCACUCAACAAAACAUACUCUUCAUGCUGCUUAAAGGGUACGAAUCACCAGACAUCGCUCUGAACUGUGGAAUCAUGCUGAGGGAAUGCAUACGGCACGAGCCUCUGGCCAAGAUCACCCUCUGCUCCAACCAGUUCUACGAUUUCUUCAGAUAUGUGGAGAUGUCCACCUUCGACAUUGCCUCAGAUGCAUUUGCCACUUUUAAAGAUUUGCUGACGAGACACAAACUGCUCAGCGCUGAGUUUCUGGAGCAGCACUAUGACAGAUUCUUUAGUGAAUAUGAGAAACUUCUUCACUCAGAAAACUAUGUGACUAAGAGGCAGUCGCUAAAGCUUUUGGGAGAGCUGCUUUUGGACAGGCACAACUUCACUAUAAUGACAAAGUACAUAAGCAAACCAGAGAACCUCAAACUCAUGAUGAACCUACUGAGAGACAAGAGCCGCAACAUCCAGUUUGAGGCCUUUCAUGUAUUUAAGGUGUUUGUGGCCAAUCCGAACAAGACCCAGCCAAUCCUCGACAUCCUGCUGAAGAACCAGACCAAACUCAUCGAGUUCCUCAGCAAGUUCCAGAACGACCGCACCGAGGACGAGCAGUUUGGCGACGAGAAGACUUAUCUCAUCAAACAGAUCCGAGACCUCAAGAGGUCAACCCCGCAGGAUGCUUGAGAAGGCUCACGAAUGUAUACGAAUGCAUAGAGGACGUCUAGACAGUGUUUUAGGCAGCGUCUAGACGAUGUUUGGCUCUCUGGGACGUUGAGUGGCCGCAGCGCUGGGCAUGUUUUUGUGUUUUGCAGGAACCGUUAAAUGCCGUUUGAGCUCUGUGGGCGAGAAAUAUAACAACGAGGGUGAAAAGUAGUCUUGCUUCGCUGGACAUUCAACCUCGCCCCCUACAAUGUUUUAUUCUCAUGUUUCAAAAAACGAGCAAAAUGAACAGAAAAGACAGAUGUAGAUGCUGCUGCUUUAUUGCACAUAAAGGAGGAGGGUUUUUGUACCUCAUACACAAACAUACACUCAAAUGUCUGUUGAUGCUAAUUGGAUAUUAAUGAAUUCCAGGAAAUUUAACAUGCAAAAAGCACUUAAACACACUCCUGUCAGCUCUUUUGCUUUGCACAUUUUGCUUAUCCUGGGUGAGUGAACAUGUACAUAGGCUUUUUCAUCUUUAUGGUUGCGAUCAGAUUCAUUUUCAAAGACUGAAAUGAGUAAAUGUUGACUGAGGGGGGUUUAGAGAUUUGUUAGAGUUGUGGCUGUGAUGUUAACCCUGAUUUAACUCUGCCAUUCUUUUCAUCAUUAGUCACUGCGCAGAGUGGGUGUGAUGGAAAGCUAACUCGUCUGCUAUCUGUGAUUGUGACCUUAAGAUUUGUGCUCCAACUCUUUUUUUUUUUUUUUUUUUUUUCUUUUUUUUUUUUUACUUCUAAUACUAGUUUCAGUAUAACUAACCCCACUACUCAUACCUUUUUAGUUAGUUUAUAUGUUAAUUUGUCCUUUGUUUGGGUAAAUGGAUGAGUUCAUGGGUGAACUCUUACAAAGAAACAUGUCUAGGUCACAUUUCACCCCAAAAUCAAAAGAAAAAAAAAAUAUUUUGGGACAUUCCUCUCUCAAAUUCUCAGUACUUUACAGUAUUUGGUCUUACUUUUUCUCAUUAUUGUGAUGUUUUUCUUUUCUUCUUAAAUUAGAUUUAUUUUUAUUACUUGUAUUUAAAUAAGUAAAAAGUGUAUGUAUAUAUGUGUAUAUGUGUGUGUGUGUGUGUGUGUGUGUAUAUAUAUAUAUAUAUAUAUAUAUUAAAAAUUAUAUAAACAGUUUAACUGCAAUAUAUACCUGUAUACAGACUUUUGUCAAUUUUGCAUUACAGAAAUUGGGGCAAAUUGUCAUCUUACAAAUCUUAAGUUUGUAUAACCAUACACACAAACUAUAAUUUCAUAUAUCUUUCUUUUGAAUUUGGGGUGAAAUGUGACCUUUGUCAAGUUCAAGUACUGGUUUUGUGUUUUUUGACUAAGUUCACUAGCUUACAUACGGUUUUUAUUUGGGGAAAAAAAAAUUAUGAGUGCGAUGUUAUUGGACUAAUCUGAAAUGAGUGGAUGUAGAGAAACAGCUCAUACUAGCACCUGAUUGUGGCUGCUGAGAGAAAAUUCGAGGAGUCAUGUCCUUUAUGAAUGUUUUAUUUAGGUUUGUUUUAACAACAGUGCAGUGGUUGAUGGGGGUUGUCAUAUAAUACUUUUAAAUCUGGUGCAAAAAUGAAAAACCACACAAAACUGAAAGUGAUUUAGAGGGUUGGGUUGAUAAUUUUCGAAUUACGGUUGGCGUUAUUGCUUUUACUCACAAGACAGCCACAAUCAUCUACCAUAAAACCCUUCAUUUCUCCCCUAAGCGAAAGCAGGUGUUAUUCAUAAUGGUAACUCUUACUCAUUUUCAAUGCAGAACUUUAUCUGAACUCCCAUAAAAUAUGUUCUGCCGAAUGUUUACAGUACUGGUCAGAAUAACAGGGGUUGACGUGAUAACAGUAUUUUAUUUUAGUGAAACCUACAAUAAACUUUACGUAGCUUAAAGAUGUACAUUUUUUCAUACUUCAGUCUCAGCAUAUACUGUUUAUGUGGUGACGGGCAACUCACCAUUGGUUGGCACAUGUAACAACAGCCAAUCACAGUCAUCUUGUAUGCCUGACAUCAUAAUGGCCCAGAGCAUUAAGAAUUCUGAGAAUUAGCAAACUUAUCUUGCAUAUCAGUGCAUGUUUCUAUUUUGCAGCCUUAGAUUAAGCAUGGACGUCUAACGGACGGGCUGGAAACCUCUUGCUGUCUGUUCAAUUAAACAGUCCAAUCUAACCUGUAUAGAUCUGGCCCGAGUAUUAUAAGACUUGGCCACAGAAACUGUGGAGUUUCAUCUGAAAUGUCAAUCAGUAGCCAGACUAACAGUUGGAAAUAAAGUUUGGAAUAAGAUAA
Molecule: messenger RNA, 3505 nt
Organism: Onychostoma macrolepis
Lineage: Eukaryota; Metazoa; Chordata; Actinopteri; Cypriniformes; Cyprinidae
Gene: cab39
Product: calcium binding protein 39
Exons: 9
Coding region: 213-1238 (341 amino acids)
Biological process (GO): intracellular signal transduction
Molecular function (GO): protein serine/threonine kinase activator activity
Source: RefSeq, a predicted model, not a curated record